Messenger RNA from Acanthochromis polyacanthus (spiny chromis), 1902 nucleotides. It is a transcript of the gene foxe1, whose product is annotated as forkhead box E1. The transcript has a single exon. The coding region runs from base 326 to 1414 and encodes 362 amino acids. Lineage: Eukaryota; Metazoa; Chordata; Actinopteri; Pomacentridae. The record is from RefSeq and is a predicted model, not a curated record. Gene Ontology annotation, molecular function: RNA polymerase II cis-regulatory region sequence-specific DNA binding; DNA-binding transcription factor activity, RNA polymerase II-specific. Gene Ontology annotation, biological process: regulation of transcription by RNA polymerase II; anatomical structure morphogenesis; cell differentiation.
CGUUCUCACACCUCGGCUCUUCAACUUAACCCGACAACAAACUGGAGGAGUCAAGCCGGACAAGCAAUUUAGUGAAAGAAGAUUCCUGGGAGAAGCAGAUUCCUUUUAUUUUAAAGACCUGCUGGAUUUGGACUCAGAAACAGUGAGUUGAUAAAAAUCUAAUGUGAGCUUUCUAGCAGGACCAGAGCUCUUGUUUUGAUCUGUCCAGGAUCUAAAUUGUUUCCUCCGACGCAGGGAAUUUCCUCAGAGCUGUGGAACACUGUGCAGCUUUUGCAGCAAGUUCACUGUUUAAUCUGUCUUUUAAGGGAGGAUUUUUUGAACAACAAUGCCAGUGGUCAAAGUGGAGAAAGAGUCUCCAGCAGACACCACCUUGCCUGCCUCCAAUCCUCCUCCACAGACUGAGGAUCAGCCCCGAGGUCGGAGGAGGAAGAGACCCCUCCAGAGGGGGAAACCUCCGUACAGCUACAUUGCACUCAUCUCCAUGGCUAUUGCCAACUCCCCGGACCGCAAACUGACACUGGGGGGCAUCUACAAGUUCAUCACAGAGCGCUUCCCCUUCUACAGAGACAAUUCAAAGAAAUGGCAAAACUCCAUUCGCCAUAACUUGACUCUCAAUGAUUGUUUUAUCAAGAUCCCCCGAGAGCCGGGACGGCCGGGGAAGGGCAACUACUGGGCACUGGACCCCAACGCAGAGGACAUGUUUGAGAGCGGCAGCUUUCUGAGACGCAGGAAGAGGUUUAAGCGCUGUGAUUUGAGCACUUACACCUCGUACGUGCACGAGACGCCAGUCUUCUCUCCGGUCCAGAUCACCAGAUCAGCCGCAUACACCAACUCAGUCUACCCCAACAUGACAGUCAGCUCCACCUACGGGCAGCAGCUGCCCUCCGCUUAUUACCCCUCCUCAUCACCUCCAGGGUUCGGACACGGUCAGGCCCGCAUGUUCAGCAUCAACAACAUCAUCGGACACCCGAGUCCAGCCGGCAUGCUGUCGGGUCAGGGGCCAGACGUGAUACAGCAAUCCAACCGGAGCUUCAGUCCUGAGGGCCUCUCCAGUGGGUCCAGUCCCUGCAGCCUGGGAGCUCCGGGCUUCCAGAGUCAACCAUGCGGAGGUCCUGUUGCAUCCCGCCCCUCUACACAUGCAGGGUUCACCUACUCUGGUCCAAACAGCCACCACCACCCGCACCAGGGCUCGUACGGACAGAGUCACACCCAGGGCUACGCAGCCGGAGGACGGAUCCAUGCCUCGGCUCACGGGCCCACAGAAACCAUGGACCAUUACAGCAGAGGCUCCCCAGUGCAGCUGGGCUCUUUCUCCCAGUAUAACGGUGCUGCAGGUCCCAUCGCCAACACCGGGGGGUACCUGAGACACCCCACGUACCCGGGGAAUAUGGACCGCUUUGUUCCUGCUAUCUAAGCUACUGAGAAUCUGAGCAUCUCAACACAUUUUUUUUUUUAAAAAGAGCGUCAGAGACUUGAGACGUCAUAAAGUGAGCCAUCCAAACACGAUCACUUUUCUUUGUUCUUAACUUUCAUUCAGGAAAAGAAUUACCAGGCUGACCUCUGUUGACAUAACUGUGAUUUUCCACAUUAUUCCUAAAACCCAUUUUCCAAACUGUUUUUAGACACAUAGCUUUAGUUUAAACGUCUUCACAGCAUGAGCUCUAGAGUGUAUAAUACAUUGAAUUUGUGUGCUGUUGCAAGUUGUUUUUCUUUUUAUUGCGCCAUGACUUGAAUGUCCAAGUAAAAUAUUUGCAGUACUGCUGAGUUUAAAAUGUUUGUAUAAAUUAUUGUGCUUCGUGGUCAUAGGUGUUGCAAUAAGUGGCUUGUAUGAAGAAGCUUUAAUGCAUCUGCAUGUAUUUCGUUGCCAAAUGAAAAUGCAUUUUUGCCUCUUAUCUUUUUGGA